AUGCGUCAAGCUUCUCGAUCGCCGCACGACAUCUGUAGCCAUAACGGCCCAAAUCGUACGGCCUACUUGAACGCCACCUACCUCUUCCAAAAACAACAUCCCAUCUCAAUUUGGGAAGUUUUCUCAGGGAGCGCCUCGGCGCGCAGCGAUUUUGCAAGAGACGACAUCCGAUUGCGAUUGAAAGAAGGCGUUCAAGGGGACGAUUGCGUCCAUGGUUCUUAUAAUGAUUGUAUGCGGUGCUUCUCGCGGGUCCGUGCCUCUAUCGGCCGUCUUUCAGAUGCCUAUGCCGUUUUUUCCAAAACUUUGCACAGAUUUGAUUGUAUGCAAGCAGUAGAUACUGCCACUGCCACGCGUCCUUUCUCACCAAACGGGUCCUGUGAACAUUGCAAGACGUGGUACGGUCGGUGGCUGCUCGUGCACUUAGUAGACGUCUGGGAACGUCCACCAUGCAUAAACUGGUGCUACUAUGCCCAGCUGGCAUGUCCACAUCUGGCUACCAGCAAGGUUGUCGACUACGCCGGACAUCCCAGCUUUCAGUGUCGCGACAUGCACAUACCGGUCGGCGACGCGCUUGAUGCUUACUCUUGCAAUUGCGUCCACCCGUGUGAUGUUCGAGGAGUCGUCUCGUUAAAUACAAGCUCAAGGGCCGGCAAUAAAAGAAGUGGCAACGACUUCUUUGCUGCCAAUGAACACUGUAACGCGAGGAGAAGGAGUUGUAAGAAUACAGCUCACGACAGAAUGAGAACAGGCAACGCGGGCCUACGGAGCAGCACAAACGAGGCGUUGCGACCAUCAAUCGCGACGACGACGCAACUGCUGCUCGCCAGUCUCCUUAUAGGGAUGAGGUUAAUAGUUGGAUUAGCUUUAUUCUGCACAACUUGGGCCCUUAACUGUCCUAAUAACAGUCAGGAGUUCAAUGGUUAUUGCUACCAAGCUUUAACCAGCCUCCCUAGUGAUUAUGACACCGCCGAUUCGUAUUGUGCCAAAAAGGGGAUGGCGAAUAGCCAUCUGGCUUCUGUGAUGAAUAUGUUUGAAAAUCUGUUCAUCGCCAGACUUCUACCGGCGGGAGCACAGGCUUACCUCGGAGCCAAGCAAGUCAGCAACAACACAUAUGCCUGGGCUGAUGGGCUUCCGUUCGCCUUUAACAAUAUCGAUACCACUAAACCGAGCGGUGGUGACUGUUUGCUACUGGACAAGGAUUCUGGAAAAUGGCUGCGCGUUGACUGUUCCCGUCCUCAAGCCUUCGUCUGCCAAAUUACCGCAACUGACCCGCCAGUUAUUUCUAAUAACACCCAAUGGAAGGACGCUGCGAACUACUUGCUGCGGGGGAUGGACCCAACUGCCAAUCCAUGCGAGGACUUCUAUCAAUUCACCUGCGGCACGUAUUUGAACAACACCAUCCUCAAUGGCCGUCCCAGGAUCGGCGUCUACGGUGAGUCUCAGACCCACGUCAACAACGACACCGCUCGUGCUCUCGACAGCGUCACCUCCUCCAGCUCGUUGACUGAGAGGAUCACCAAGGCUGCCUAUCAAGCUUGCGUCUAUAACUAUGGCCAGGACAACGUCGAUGAUAAGUCGAAGCAGAUCUACACAGAGAUGACAAAUGCCUUCGGCAUCCCAGAGUUGCCUCUGUUCAUGGACCCCACGGCCAUGUUCUCGAUUCCGUCCACCCAAAUCUGGUCGGCUGUUGGUUACUAUGAGGGUACACACGCCCUUGGAAGUCUUUUAUUCUCCUGGAGCACGGUCGAUUACCAAAAUAUCACCCAGAACGCGUUGUUCAUGAACCAGCCUGGUCUCCCCUUGCCACGUGACUAUUACGUCCUCCCCCAGUUCUUGACCAUCAUGGAGGCUCACGUACAGGAGUACGCUCAGCUGAUCAGCAUGUGGGCAAAGGCUCUCGGAAAGACUGUCAAGCCGGAAAACAUCCAACAGAUCGCUGCCGACGCCGUCAACUUCGAAAUCGCCAUCGCUUUGGCUUCAUGGCCCGAUGAGGAGCAGCGAAACUACAAACAAAUGUACAAUCCGUACACUCUCAACAAGCUGAUGAGCGCUUACCCCACUGUGGAAUGGACCGCAUACCUAAACAAGCUGCUCCAAAACGCCGGCCUCACCUCUAACAUCUUCUCGACCGAUGAAGUCAUUGUCAGCCAGCCCUCAUAUUUUGCUUGGUUGAACUCGCUUUUUGCCGGAAAGCAGUUCCCGUCCUCGACGAUUGUCAACUGGAUUUCCAUUCAGGCUCUUUACGACUCCGCUGAUUUCCUUGCUGGUGACUUCCUGAAGCUGGCUGAAGAGAACAACCGCCUGCCAUAUUUGAUGCAACACGGUGUUGGAUUGACCCGAGUUGGAGCGCGCGAAGGAAGGAGGAAGUUCGAUGAUAUCGGAGAUAUGUGCUUGGACUUGAUCAUGGCCUACAUGCCAUAUGGACCUGGCUACGUCUACGUCAAGCAAGUCGGUGAGACCGUUCGUCAGGCUACCGUCAAGGAUGUCAGCCAGCAGACCACAAACAUUAUUGACUCGUUCAAGGGAAUGAUCGAUACUCUGGGAUGGAUGACGCCCGGCAGCAAGUCCAAUGCCUAUAUCAAAGCCGCCGGUCUCAUCAAGAAUGUUGGAUGGCCAGAUAUGUUCAAGGAUUUCAAGGAUACAAGCGAUCUUGAUAAAUACCACCAGGACUAUGCUCCGAUUGCCGACCUCGACCAAACCAAGUUCUGGGAUAUCCAAAAGAUUCUGAAGGCUGGUAUGGAAACCCGCGAAAGUCUGCGGCCCCUCAGCGAGCCAGCCGAUCGCAAGAACUUCAUCCAGUCCCCAGCCAUGGUCAACGCUUGGUACCAGCCCGAAAGGAAUUCCAUCACAUUCCCCUUCGCUGCCUUCAAUGCCCCUUACUACAACCUCAACUGGCCCCAGGCUUUCAACUAUGGUGGACAGGGUGGAACCGGUGGACACGAAUUGACCCACGGAUAUGAUGAUGAAGGAGUCCAAUUCGGACCUGAUGGAUCUUUGUCGAACUGCGAUGCCUUCCACUGCGGAUGGAUGGACAUGAACUCGACCAGCGGUUUCACUGAUAUGGCCCAGGCAAGCUUCUUAUACAGCACCCAGUGCUGCCCUGUCAAGACCGGAAAUGUCCACUGCGCCAACGGUGCUACCACCCAGGGAGAGAACAUUGCUGAUCUUGGAGGACAAGAAGCUUCCUACCGCGCUUACCGUAAGUACGUCAAGGAGACACUGGGAGGUGUCGAGGAGCCUCGACUUCCGGGACUUGAGGAAUACACCCCGAACCAGAUCUUCUGGAUCACAUAUGGAUUCUCUUGGUGCAUGAAGCAGUCCACGGAUAGCUUGGUCAAACAGAUGCUCACCAACCCCCACGCACCAGCCAGCUGCAGGACCAACAAUGUUAUGCAAGAUAUCCCCGAAUUUGGUGUUGACUUCAGCUGCCCGAGGGGUUCCACCAUGUAUCCUCAGGAUAACAACAGAUGCAAAGUCUGGGUCGGAGCU
This is a messenger RNA of Mesorhabditis spiculigera, 3489 nucleotides long. The record is from the annotation of a GenBank genome assembly. NCBI's taxonomy places the organism in Eukaryota, Metazoa, Nematoda, Chromadorea, Rhabditida, Rhabditidae.